Molecule: messenger RNA, 429 nt
Organism: Blastocystis hominis
Lineage: Eukaryota; Bigyra; Opalinata; Blastocystidae
Exons: 1
Coding region: 1-429 (142 amino acids)
Source: RefSeq, a predicted model, not a curated record
AUGCCCAUGGCCCAAAUGAAUCAAAUGAAUCAAAUGAACUCGAUGAAUCAAAUGAAUCAAAUGAAUCAAAUGAAUCAAAUGAAUCAAAUGAAUCAAAUGAACCAAAUGAAUCAAAUGAAUCAAAUGAACCAAAUGAAUCAAAUGAAUCAAAUGAAUCAAAUGAAUCAAAUGAAUCAAAUGAGUCAAAUGAGUCAAAUGAGUCAAAUGAAUCAAAUGAAUCAAAUGAACCAUAUAAACCAUAUAAAUCAAAUGAAUCAUAUAAACCAUAUGACACAAAUGGCACAAAUGGCCUCAAUGGUCCCCACUGCACAAAUUCCCCAAAUGGCUCCUAUGCCUGCGGUAACCCCUCCAGUGCCAGUAGCCUCGGUAGCUUCGGUAACAGAAAGUCAGGGGAAUGAGGAGGACCCUUAUAUUAACUUUUCUAUUUGA